AUGUCACUUCAAUUCGAUGAUCCCCUAGAAUAUACGAAUCCGAAACGUCUUUGGACAUUGGCUUCGAUCAAUACAUCAAAAGAGAAAUAUGAAUUAUGCAAUCAAUAUACACAACAUCGACUUUCAUUGGGGCCUAUCAUCGGUUCUCGACUAUUAUCAUCCUACAUUCGAUGUUCAAAAACUACCGGUGAUUUCAUUUCGUUUUCAAUGCCAUCUAUCACAUUUAACGGUGAAGUAUUACGAAUGGAUUUUGAUCUACCAUUACCACAGUUAUUGGCGAAAUCAACUGAAAAUAUUUUAAUUUCAUCUCACAUUAUUCGAAAUCAAACUUUGAAUUCAACACAUACCGAAAGUAUAACGCACAGUAUUACACGUACAAAUUCGUUUACUUAUUCAAUCAAGGAAUCAUUAAAAUAUUUAUCGGGACUUUCAUUCAAGGCUGAAAUUCCAUUUAUUUCAACCAAUAGUGGAAGUACAAUUGACAUGAAAUCAGAACUAGGUGGUGAAUCACAGCAACAAUGGACACAAACGAGUCAAGAGACAUAUUCGAUUUCAAAAACCAUUACAGUACCACCCAAUGAAUGUAUAGAAGUGAAAUCAUUUGUCAAAUGGAUUGAAAAUAUAUCGAUUCCAUUUAAAGCAAAGAUGAAAAUUUCUGGACGGUGUCAUCGACUGAGGUCAGAUAAUGGACAAAUUGUAGAAAACCAACCAAUGGAUAGAGACUUGAUACAACAAUACUUAAAAAUGAAUUCAUUUCAAGGACAAAUUCUUUCAUGUACAGAAGACAACGUUGUUAUGGUUGAAUUAACCGGCACGUUCAAAGGAAGUUAUGGAUUGGGAACUGAUACAGAACUGAAAAAUAUUUGA
Rotaria sp. Silwood1 is the source of this 867-nucleotide messenger RNA. NCBI's taxonomy places the organism in Eukaryota, Metazoa, Rotifera, Eurotatoria, Philodinida, Philodinidae. The record is from the annotation of a GenBank genome assembly.